Pistacia vera is the source of this 1033-nucleotide messenger RNA. RefSeq names its product transcription factor MYB59-like. Gene Ontology annotation, biological process: regulation of DNA-templated transcription. Gene Ontology annotation, cellular component: nucleus. Lineage: Eukaryota; Viridiplantae; Streptophyta; Magnoliopsida; Sapindales; Anacardiaceae. The transcript is spliced from 3 exons. Gene Ontology annotation, molecular function: DNA-binding transcription factor activity; sequence-specific DNA binding. The record is from RefSeq and is a predicted model, not a curated record. The coding region runs from base 218 to 1000 and encodes 260 amino acids.
AAUGAUGAAAUUAUUAUAAUCGCAAAAGAAUUUUCACAUCUUAGCAAUGGAAUCUCGGUUGUAUAAAUAAGGGUUGAGUAUUGGUAGAUUUUCCAUGUACAAGAAAGUGUAAUAGUUAAAGAGUUUCUUUUCCAGAAAAAAGUACAGAGAAAGAGAAAGAGACAGAGAAAAUGAAAAUGAAAAUGAAAAUGGUGCAAGAGGAAACCAGAAAGGGCCCAUGGACAGAACAGGAAGACAUUCUCCUGAUGAACUUUGUGGGCUUAUUUGGAGAUCGACGAUGGGACUUUAUAGCAAAAGUUUCAGGUUUGAAGGUGGCGGGGCACACAUAAUAGGUCUCAACAGAACUGGAAAAAGUUGCAGGUUACGGUGGGUUAACUACCUCCACCCUGGUCUCAAACGGGGCAAAAUGACUCCCCAAGAGGAGCGCCUUGUCCUUGAACUUCAUGCCAAAUGGGGAAAUAGAUGGUCAAGAAUUGCUCGCAAGUUACCUGGGCGAACUGAUAAUGAAAUCAAGAACUACUGGAGGACCCAUAUGCGGAAGAAGGCUCAAGAGAGGAAGCGAGGUGUGUGUUCGCCACCAUCAUCAUCGUUUUCAAAUAUUUCUUCUCCAGCAUCAACUGUUACUACUGUGGACUCUAUGCAGUUCAAAACUGGAAAAGCCAGUUUUUAUGACACUGGAGGCCGUGAUGGUCAAGUGAUGGGUAUGGCCGCAGUUCAUGAAGAGAAUGAAACUGUUGGAUACUCAAUGGAUGACAUAUGGAAAGAUAUAGAGCUUUCAGAAGAAAAUAACUCUUUAAUGAUCAGACCAGUUUGUGAAGAGAAUACUAGCAACUUUUCUUGUGCUUCAAUAAUUGCCUCUCUAUCGUUGGACUAUCCUUGGUACGACUCGCUAUGGAGUAUUGAUGAUUUUGAAGAAGAGAGUAAGAUGAUUAAUAAUCUCCCUAACGAUCAGUUCAUUUCAUCCUCUAACGAAUAUGGAAAGGCAUAUUUAACUGGCUAAUCAAAAUUCAAUUGAUUUAUAUUUAUUCAUAUA